Molecule: messenger RNA, 5983 nt
Organism: Passer domesticus (house sparrow)
Lineage: Eukaryota; Metazoa; Chordata; Aves; Passeriformes; Passeridae
Gene: PROC
Product: protein C, inactivator of coagulation factors Va and VIIIa
Exons: 7
Coding region: 4526-5887 (453 amino acids)
Biological process (GO): blood coagulation; proteolysis; negative regulation of blood coagulation
Cellular component (GO): extracellular region
Molecular function (GO): calcium ion binding; serine-type endopeptidase activity
Source: RefSeq, a predicted model, not a curated record
UUAAUUUUUUUAGCUAUGUCUUGUAGUGAACAAAAGAUGUUUUAAAUGUGGUGCUUCUUCUGGUGCUCAUCCUGAUCAAAGCUCUGCUGGCAGCAAGCCCACAGCUCAGUGGGAACUGUCAGAGUCAGCAGGGCUGUGCUGGUUACCCCUCCUCAGGUGGCUGUUCCUGGCCAUGGUGCUGCAGUGCCAGGAUGGGACAGGAGCAGUUCUCUCCUGCACCUGGGCCUCUGUGUAUUCCAUUUAUUGCAGGCAAUAUGUGCAGUGACUGGAAUAAGUGAAAAUGCAUUUACAAAAAUGUGGGAGAAGUGAGUUUUCUCAUGAAAUGUGGAAACUGAGUGCCAUAAAUGACACCUGUAAACUUGAAACAAAAAAAUUUGGUGUGUUUGGGUGAGCAGUCCAUAGAGUGGAUUGUGACAAGCUUUCUCUUCUGUCUGUAUAGAUUGGUGUGUUCAUAAUGUACUGGUAGGAAACUUGCAGCAGAUCUUUUGAAAUUGAGAGGAUGGUUGUAGAGUUCCACAGUACUGUUGCAAAGUGGGUGGAAAGUAAGUUAAAAUGGUAAUGAAUAUUUUCUGUGUGAAAAACAUCUUUGUACAUGAUAGUUAAACAGAAGUAUGGAGAGAAUAGUGUCUGGAACAGGAGCAUCAUUCUGGUGUUACAUACUCUUGCAUGAGUAAAAUUUUCAUUUUAUGAUUUUUCAUUGGUUACCUGGAGCCAGAACAAGGAGAAAAUAAGAACUACUGUUUUUACUCACGCAUGCAUCACACCCUGAGUGUCAGCCUCUGCUUUAAGUGGCACCACAGAAAACAUACAAAGAAGGCAACAGCAGAUUACUCCUCUCAUACAUGUUAAUUAAUUUUGGUCUUUUUUUUAAUAAUGUGGCAGAAGCUAAUAGCAAAAAUCUUGCUGCCCCACUCAGUGUGUCAUUACAGAAUGUCAGAUCUCCUUCCCAGGGCUGACAUCCUCUUGGUUUGAUUUAACUACCUACUGGAUCUCAGGAGGAUGGAAUGGGUUGGGAGGAAGGUGUGCUGUGAAGAUCUCUACCAGUGGGUUUAAAUACAAAAGUAUGAAUAACUCUGCACCCCCUAGCUGGGACUGGAGUAGCUUGAGGUGUUUAAUUCUCAUGUGGGCAGAAUGAAAAGGUCCUGAGACUGGAAAGUGACAUUCCACAUUGAUAACAGCUAAAAGAGUCAUGGCAGUUCUCCAGCAACUUCUGUCUGAAGAGUUCUAGCAUUCUGCAUUUACCCAGUGACCUGGGAGUGUUUUUCUUUACAAGCAAGGCGGAGCUGAGGCAGUGUGCAUAUGACCCAGAAGCAUCCUUUGCUUGGCUUCAUGGUAAAAUCCAAGCCAGUUUUGGCUUUUCUUCAUGGGAGCAGGGAAGGGGGUGGCCUCAGCCCUCAUGUCCUCCUCCAUGAGCAGGUUGGUUUGCACUGAUGGGCUGCUCCAGAGGAGGAGCUGGAGCAAGGUGAUGGUCUCUCUCUUUGCAGAGGCUGUACAGAACUGCAGCCCCAGCAGCAUUCCCAGGUGUGAGCAGAUCCCAACCAGGGAAGGGACAGGCUGGGGGGAAUUCGAUAUCUGCACAGGUUGUUGAUUUCCUCUUGUUCCCAGGUAGCAAACUGGGUUCCCAGCAGCACACAGGCUCUCCAUGGAGAGGUGUUCUUGCCUUUCUGGCACAUGUUCAGUGCUCCUCUGAACUGUGCAAAACCUUGGGCUCCAAGGACCUUUUCAGAAGAGCGACCUGAGGAGACUGAUACUUCAGCUUGGGUUUCCUAGGGAAGCAGGUGCAGUCUGUCUGGUGCUGUGUGUAUGAGCCCAUCUUUCCCCUUUUAAUGCCUGUUUGGAGCUGCUGUCUUGUUUCAGACAGUUCACAGGGAGAGAUGAUGGCUCACAGAGCACUGUGUUUCUGUAACACAGGACUUGGGAUGAGAGGAAGAUUUUGAUCGAGUUCUGGCAGGUAGAGGCUCCAGUGUGCAUGUAGGAAGUAGGCUUGGUGCUUUUAUUGCUCAGUGAAUUGUUCAGAUUUGUUGCAAAUUAAAAGCUAUUAAAUAGGAAGCACUGAUGCAUGCAGCACAGGAUGACUGCUGAAGAGCUGUAGGGUUUGAUUUUUGUGAUAUUUUUUUUUUUUGCCACUUCAGUUUUCUUCUUUAGAAAAAUUUACAUCUGUCUAUAAUUUAUUUAAUUUGUAGAAAUUUACAUAAUUUCAAUUUAGAACAAUUUGAGAGGAGCAAUUUGGUGCUCCUGGCUAAGAGGCUAAACGCCAAGAACACAUUUGAGAAUUUGCCAGAAGCUUUGCUGUAGAAAGGCAAAAGCAGAGCUUUUGGCUUUCUUUACACACAGGGGUGUGUAAACACUCUGCUGUGCUCUGUCCCUUCAAGCUGCAAGGGGGAGUAUCUUUCAUCUGUGAAAGCUGAAACAUUCAUGAUGCUUUUUUUCACUUUAAGGAGGUGCCUGUUCAUAACAUACUGAAUCAGAAGUCUCCACAGUGCUAAUUUAAAUUUAUGGAGCUUCUGUCUUGCCAUUCUCUUGUGAGGUUUCUCUUUACCCUCUUCUAAGCUCUCCUUAGAAAAAAUCCUAUUUUUUAAAAUGAAAGUGAAGUAGAAAACAGCCCAGCACUGAUUUUUUUUUUUAGAUUGAAAUUGGUUCCCUGUCAUGCAAAACUUGAAGUACCUGAACCAUCUUUUCCUUCAAUCCUUUGCACCUGAAGUCAUAAAAUCACCUGAGAGCCCAAGUAAAAAAGCUGGCUUUUAAAGUACUUACUUCUUCACUGCAGUGGCAGGAGAAAACAAGAAAACCAAGCCUUCGAAAGAAAAGGCAUCACGAAAAAGUAAGUUAAUUCUUACUGAGUAUCAGUACAGGGAUUAAAAAAAAAAUAGGACUUUUUAGGAGGCUUUCCCUAACCUCUGGUGGCACUUUUCCUGGUGAAGGACCCCAGAGGACUCCUGGGUGCAGUGGUAGUUUGCAUGAAGAUGCCAUAUCUUCCAACAUCAGGAAGAAUUCCUUCCUGCAAAGGGCAGUCAGGCAUUGGAAGGGGCUGCCCAGAGAGGUUUGAGUUCCCAUUACUGGAGAUGUUCAAGGAAUGACUGGAUGUGGCACUCAGUGGUCUGGGUUGGGUGACAAGGUGGGGAUUUGGUCACAGGUUAAACUCGAUGGUCUUGGAGGGUUUUUCCAACCUUAGUGAUUCUGGAAUUCUGCUGCACAGCUCACAGAGGUGCCACUGCAGACACUGUUCGCAGAGAACUUGGACGUGCUGGUUCCUACCACCUCCAGUGCAAGAAAAUUUCUGAAAAGGAUUGGGGAUGCUUAGUGUUCGGAAUUUGAUAGAAUACUUUGUUCUGAUGAGAGCUAACCCAGGACACCAGGAGAUGCAAUAUACUGGCACAAGCAUCUGGUGUCUGCUCUUGGCUGUCGGGGGGGUUAGUUCCCUUUUGCUGUUUUGCGGUGGAAACUUCGAUGAGAAAGUGAAGUGAGAGGACUUAAAAAUUGCAGUAUGUGUCUCUUUUGGGUGGUUGUGUGCUGUGAGAAGAGGGCAGGAUCUCUCAAGAGACCACAGCACUGGAUAUUUUACACUUGCAAAUUAUAUAUAACCAUUUCUGCUCACCAGAGAAUGAAAAGGAGAAAAUGGUUUGAGAAAGGCAGUGUGGGUGCCUCAGCUGUUUUACAUUUCCCCUGUAUGCUGGUAAAUGGUCAAGCUCUCCCUGAGCACUGUUUGUUUAACAACUGAAAAGAAAGCACUUCCUGUCACUCCGAAAAGUAAAUAUCUGAAGUUAUGGAUUAACUAAGUUCCAGCAGAGCUCAUGGAGGAAGAACAGAUCACGCUGAUUCCCACUGAAUAAAGCAGUAAGUGCUUCAGAAGUAUUGUAUCCUUUGAGAUUUCCAAAUAGAACUUGCUUUAAUAGAGCAUGAAACUUGUAAAAAAUGUCCAGUGACAAGGGGAGGGUGUCAGGACAGGCCAGAAGUUUUCUGGAGAGCUGCUGAUGUGUUAAAGGCAACGAGCAAAUCAGUCUGGAGGGGCCCUAGUGAUCAGCUGCUCCAGGGCUGGGGUCAGACAGGGCGCAGCAGAGCGCUCAGAGAGAAGCAGCUUUCUGAAAAGCCAGUGAGCAACCUGGCUGAGCUGGAUGGUGGGAAUGGUCUGCAGCAGGGGCUUGUGUCACUGGCCAGUCUGCUCUUCUGGACACCUGCCUUCUCCUCCUCAGGUGACUCCUGCAAGAUGUGGAAGCUCCUCACUGUGGGGCUGCUGCUGGCUGCCUGCUCUUUCUGGGGCUGCUCCACCUCAAGUAAGCAUUCCUUUGAGAGAUGGCCUUCAACCCUUCCCAGUCACUGCAGUUUUGUUUCCUGAUCCUCUGUUAGUCACAGGGGGUGGCUGGAAUCCUUCCCACUUGAGGGGCUUUGACUUCUUUUAGCAGAGUUUGGCAGACAGUGCUGGGGCCAUGGCAGCUGCCUGGUCAGAGCCCUGCUGAGCCCCGUGAGAUGUCAGAGUACCACAGGGCAGAGGCUGGAGCUUGCUUCUGCAGCACAGCACAGACAGCACAUGGUGUCUAGGGCAGCUUCUCUUGCUCUACUGGAGAGAGGCUCUUGCUCUCAUAAGUGUCCUUUGGGAAGCACCACUGUGAGUUUUCAGCUAGCUCUUUUCUCUGCUUCUGCUCUCACCUUUUUGCUUGCAGUAUUUUACAGCAGUAAAGAUGCAAACCAAGUCCUGAGAAUCCAGAAGCGGUCAAACACUUUCCUGGAGGAGCUCAAGCCAGGCUCUAUGGAGCGUGAGUGUGUUGAAGAGCUCUGUGACUUUGAGGAGGCCAGUGAGAUAUUUGAAACCAGGGAAGCAACACUAGAGUUUUGGAGCAAGUAUGUAGAUGGAGAUCAGUGUGAGCACAAGCCUUGUUUCAACGGGAGCUGCAAGGACAAUAUUGGAAAAUUUUCCUGCAUCUGUAACGAAGGCUGGGAGGGGGUUUUGUGCAAUUAUGAGGUCAAAUACAGCAACUGUUCCAUGGAGAACGGGGGCUGUGAGCAUUUCUGCAGGGAGGAGCCUGCUGAGCAGCAUCGCUUGUGCAGCUGCGCCUCGGGGUAUCGGCUCAAGGAUGACCACACCACGUGUGAGCCUGUAGUGGAGUUCCCCUGUGGAAGAGUCAAGUUGGACUACAUUGAAGCCAAAGCAGAUUUCAAUAUUCGGCUCAUUGGUGGAAAAGUUGGGAGAAGGGGAGGCAGCCCUUGGCAGAUUAUGCUGCAAAAUACCAAAGGGAGGUUUCUCUGUGGGGGUGUUCUCAUCCAUCCAGCUUGGGUCCUAACAGCAGCACACUGCCUUGAAGAUAACAAGGGGUUCAGAGUUAAACUUGGUAAAUUCCAUUUCCGUCCUGAGGCAGACGAGCAAACCAUUUGGGUUGAUAAAUGGGUGAUCCACGAGAAUUACACCAAGAAGACCUCAGAUAACGACAUAGCCAUGCUGCACCUGGCUGAGCAUGUGAUGUACUACAAAUACGCGCUCCCCCUCUGCCUUCCCACGCGCAACCUGGCGGAGCAGGAGCUGAUGCGGAGCGGGCGGCAGGCGGUGGUGACGGGCUGGGGCAGCAUGAGCGAGCGCAACCACAGCUUCGCUGCCUUCCUCAGGUACAUCGAGAUCCCCAUCGCGCCCCGCAACGAGUGCGCGCAGGCCAUGAGCUCCCCCAUCUCUGACAACAUGCUGUGUGCUGGCAGCCUGGGAGACAGGAAGGACUCCUGCCGCGGGGACAGCGGGGGCCCUAUGUUCACUAGAUACAAGGAUACUUGGUUCUUGAUAGGGCUGGUGAGCUGGGGUGAAGGCUGUGGAAGGAGAGAGAAAUUUGGAGUGUACACCAAAAUUAGUCAGUACCUUGAGUGGAUCCAGCACCACAUAGAUACAUCAGCUCCUUUGAAAGGUUGAUUCUGAUCCAGAGUCUGGAAUGUUGUGACUCUGUGCUAGUGACAGUAUGCACUGUAAUGUACUGUCAGAUCUUCAGUAUUAAAUAUUGAGUAUGUG